Molecule: messenger RNA, 1373 nt
Organism: Ichthyophthirius multifiliis
Lineage: Eukaryota; Ciliophora; Oligohymenophorea; Hymenostomatida
Product: peptidase S15, putative
Exons: 2
Molecular function (GO): dipeptidyl-peptidase activity
Source: RefSeq, a predicted model, not a curated record
AGAUGGUAUAGAGAUAAUUAAUUGGAUUUCUAUUUAAAAAUGGUGUGAUGGAAAUGUAGGUAUGAUGGGUAUUUCAUGGGGAGGAUUUAAUGCCUUAUAAAUUGCUUUUUAUAAUCCUAAACCUUUAAAAGCUAUUGUAUCUAUAGAUUCUACUGAUGAUAGAUAUGAAGACGAUAUCCAUUAUAAAGGAGGAUGCUUAUUAAAUGAUAAUAAUUAUUGGGCAUUUAUCAUGUUAGCAUAUUCUUCAAGGCCUCCAGAUCCAUUAUUAUUGCCUUAAAAUUGGAAAGAUAUAUGGAAAGAAAGGUUAUAAAAUAACCCUUUAUUAAUAGAAACAUGGUUAAAUCAUUAAUAUAAAGAUGAUUAUUGGAAGCAUGGGUCAAUAUGUGAAAAUUACGAUAAUAUAAAAUGUGCUGUUUAUCUUGUAGGUGGUUGGAAGGAUUCAUAUUUUAAUACUGUGUUUAGAAUGCUUUAAAAUUUAAAAUGUUGCCCAAAAAAAGCACUAAUAGGACCAUGGAAUCAUAAAUAUCCGCAUUUCGCAAAACCUGGUCCUAGAAUAGGGUUUUUAUAGGAAGUUUUACGAUGGUGGGAUUAAUGGUUAAAAAAAAAAGAUACAAAUAUUACAAAAGAGCCAUUAUGUACAGUAUAUUUAUAAGAAUAUUAAAGACCUUAAGGUUAUUAUGAAAAUAUACCAGGAGAAUGGAUAUUAGAAAAUGAAUGGCCGUCAUAAAAUAUAUAUUAAAAAAUAUAUUAUUUAAAUAACUCUAAUAAAUUAUAAGAUUAAGAAUUAUAGAGUGAAUAGUUUAUUUAGAUAAAUACUUUAUAAAAUAAUGGUUUGUAUUGCGGAGAGUUUUGUGCAUGGGGUGACGGUGAAAGACAUCCUUUGAAUUAAAUUAUUGAUGAUAGUAAAAGUGUUUUAUUUGAUGGUGAUGUUUUGUAAUAAGAUUUUGUUGUUUUUGGGUAACCUAUACUUAAAGUGAGCUUAAAAUCAAAUAAAAAUAAAGCUUAUUUAAUUAUAAGAUUAUGUGAAGUAAGCUAAUAAGGCAAUAAAUAAGAAUCAACUAGAAUUAGCUAUGGAUUAUUAAAUUUAACACAUUAUAAAAGCAAUUAAUAACCUGAAUAUUUAGAAAUAGAUUAAACAUAUGAAAUUUAAAUUAAAUUAAAUAAUAUUGCUCAUAAAUUUUAAAAGGGCAAUUUUAUAAGAGUUGCAUUAUCAACAACGUAUUGGCCUCUAGUAUGGCCUUUAGCAGAAAAUCCAAUUUUAACUAUAAAUUUAAAUGACAGUAAAUUGUUUUUACCUUAAAGAACUAUAUUACAAGGAUAAAAAUAAAAUAAAUUUUAAUAACCUGAAAUAUCAAAGCCUUUAGAAAUUAUAU